Messenger RNA from Ichthyophthirius multifiliis, 1878 nucleotides. RefSeq lists its product as hypothetical. Lineage: Eukaryota; Ciliophora; Oligohymenophorea; Hymenostomatida. The transcript has a single exon. The record is from RefSeq and is a predicted model, not a curated record.
AGCUUGUUAAUCUGAUACUUAAUAUCCAGAAUUUACUUAAAAGAAUUAUUCUCCUGAUUAAUGCUCUUCGAAAAAUAAUGGUUAUGGAAAAGUUAAAUAAAUUGAUUUAUAGGAUAAUUGUAAUACAGUAUAAAAUUCAGUUUAUUGUGAAAAUUCAGAUAUGAAUAAAUAUUACAAUGGUUAUUAUUUUGAAUAUAUUGGUGUUAAUUCUAAAUGUUUAAAAUCUUCUACUGUUUCAUUAAAAAAUAAUUUUAAAAAUUCUAAUGCUCGUUGUCAUUUAGUCUAAUGUUCUCCCGAUUAUACUUAAAUUAUUAUAAUUAUUACUAAUUUAUAAUAUAAAUUAUUACUCUGUACAAAAUAAGAUUAAGGAAAAGAAAUUGAAAUCGUGGAAGGAUAACCAGAACUUGGUUACGUUACUUGUCCUGAUAAUUAUAGAGAAUUUUGUAAUUAUACACCUGAAUGUCCUAAUUAUUGCUCUCGAAAAGGUAUUUGCAUACUUGGAUAAUGUCGAUGCUAAUCAGGGUGGUCAGGAGCUGAUUGUAAUAUUAGUUUAAAAGAUUGCCCUUAUUAUACUUUAGAAGAAGAUCCAAAAUAAUGUGUUUAAUAUUGUCCUCCAGAUAAAUUUCAAAAUCCUGAUAAAGUAUGUAGAGAUUAGUGUCCUAAAGGUUUUUACUAUGAUUUAGAUAAUAUAUGUGUAGAAUGUAAUUAUUAGUGUUUAUCAUGUUUUGGCCCUUUAAAGAAUUAAUGUCUAGAAUGCGGUUUUUGUCAUAUUUAGAAGAAGGAAAUUGUGUAUAAUAAUGUAGUAAUGACUUUUAAUUAGAAUAAGGAAUAUGCAUAAAAUCAGUUAGUUAAGGAUGUGAUUAAGAAUAAUGUGAGAGAUGUGAAUCUGAUGCUCAUGAUUAAUGCACUAAAUGUAAAGACUAGUACUUCCUUAACUUAAACACUAGUAAAUGUGUUGUUGCUAGUGAUUGUCCUUAAGGAACAUUUGCUAAUGAGGAAAAUAACACAUGUUAAAUAUGUGAACUUACAGGAUGUAUAUAAUGUUAAUCUUAAACUGUAUGUUAAGUGUGUGAUGAAUAAUUAGGAUUUUUUAAAAAAGGUGAUUAAUGUGCUAAAUGUCCUUAAGGAUGUUUAAAAUGCUCAAGUGAUCUAUAGUCUUGUACUGUUUGUUAUAGUGGAUUAUUUUUAUAAGAAGGAUAAUGUGUUAUAGAUUGUCCUUCAAAUAAAUAUAAGGAUUUAGAAAAAAGAGAAUGUUUACCGAUUAUUUAAUGUAAAAAGGGCUUUUUUUAUUUUUAAAACAAAUGCUUAUAAAAUUGUCCUGAAUUAACAUUUAAAAUAAAUUAUUAAUGUGUAGAAUGUCCAUAAGGUUGUCUUAAUUGUUGGAGUUUAUAUAAAUGUGCUUUAUGUGAUACAUAGAAUGAUUGGGUAUAGUAAUAUAAUUUAGGCUUUAAUUGCAUAUAAAAAGAAAAAAAAUUAAAAAAUAUUUGCAAUGUAACAAACUGUUUAACGUGUGAUCCUUAAGAUAGUAGUAUUUGUAUAUAAUGCAUGGACGAGUACUUUAAGUGUAAUAAUAAAUGUUAUAAAUAUUGUCCUGAUAAUUAUUACCUUGAUAAUGAAAAGAAAUCCUGUUUUAAAUGUAGUCAUGGAUGUUUGCAUUGCGCUAAUAUUUAAGAAUGUCAUAAAUGUGAUAGUAAAAAUGGAUAUUAUCUUUAAAAUCAAUAAUGUAAUUAACAUUAAAAUAGUAAAAAAGAUAAUGAAGAAAAAACUAAAGAUAUUGAAGAUAAUGAAUUGUAUUAUAAGUUUAAUGGAAAUGAUAAAAAAUUUAUGUCUACUAACAAUGAAGAUAGUACCGCUACAAACAAUGGGGAAAGUACUACU